Messenger RNA from Mixia osmundae IAM 14324, 1645 nucleotides. RefSeq lists its product as uncharacterized. The transcript has 2 exons. The record is from RefSeq and is a predicted model, not a curated record. Lineage: Eukaryota; Fungi; Basidiomycota; Mixiomycetes; Mixiales; Mixiaceae. Bases 338 to 1645 code for a protein of 435 amino acids.
UGAAGUAGCGAGAGUGGCCUUGCUGUGCCAUCACCGUUCACCGUCGUCACAGCCGAGCGAGAUAGUGCCUGUCCGCCCUGGUUGCCCUCUCUCUGAGCUUGCCGCCUUUGUCCCUCGCGCUGUUGUCGCGACGAGUGCACGCACGAGCCAGUCCACCCACGGCGGCAGCUUGACGACCAGAUCUGUGGCCAGAGUCGACCGGACCUGACAGAAGCGACUGAUAGGAGCUGCCCAAGUCGCCAGGACGGUCAGAUCGGCGGUGCUCGUGCGAGCCAUUGCUCGGUAACACACCUGGCGGCGUCAGGAACCUCAUUGCCCUUGCAUCUCGCUCCUCGGCAUGAGCUCGCUUGCUCAGGCAUGGCUGCCCAUCUCAGCCUCGCUCGUCGUCAUCGUCGGCUGGGCGAGCUACUCAUACUAUACGAGCAAACAAGACCCACGAGCCAAGACAUCAUCGACAAAGUCAAGAAAGAAGCGCAAGCCGGCUGAUGUAGUCACAGACAGCGCACAGCAACUACAGACUGCACCGGCUGGCACGCUAGCAUGGUCAGCUGGCAGCUUGACGAAGCAGAUGCCCUCUGUGAAGCAGCAUCAAUCAGCACCGGCUGCCCGAUCCGCGUCGGUGGCGAGUACGGCAAGCAAGAAGCAGAAGCCCAUACAGGCGCAUCCUGCCUAUGUCAGGGCCGGUCUUGACGACAUGCUGGAUCCCGCACUGAUGCCAGAGUCGACCGACGCUCCCUCUGUCUCUUCUCAGGCGACGUCAAAAUCCAAAUCUGGCAAGCUAGGCCGAUCUACUCCUAGCGUACCAGGCGCGCAACCGCUUGGCGUUCAGCCAAACGCGCGCACGGCGACAGGGCCCGUCAAGACCCCCAAGACACGCAAGACUGAGCAAACAAACAUUCCGGGUGCAUCGAAAGCUCCCAAGGCCACACUGAACGCGCACAAACGUCAAGCCUCCUCAUCCGCGACGAUCGUGCCUGUGACCGCGCAAGCUCUGUUGGACGGCAACGGCGUGGUUUCAGGGCGCGCGACAUCCUCUGUUGCGUCGCAGCUGCCGACAAAUCUGCUCGACUCGCCCUUGUCCGGCUCCUCUUACGUCUUGGCAGAUCUCGAGGCAUCGACCCCCUCGGAUGGGACAAGCUCGCUCGAGACAGACGAGGCGCUUGCUAUGCAGCUCCAGCGCGAGAUCAAUCGCAGCUCAGCUCAUAUGCAGCCAGACGAAGAUUGGGCCGUCAUUGGCAAAAAGGGCCGUGCAAAGCUAGGUGGUGCCGGAGCGAUGGGAUCUUCCCUCUCCUCUGAAUUCUCAGUCGACCACAUCACCCCAGCUGCUUCGGCAGUGAUUAGCAAAUCUACACAGAACAUGAGCAGCACUAGCACCAGCAUCGCAAGCAAGAAGCAAAGGCAGAACGCCAAAAAGGCUGCAGCGGUGAGAGCAGACAAGCAGGCAGCAGAAGACGAACGACUGGCACGACUGGCUGCACACAAGCGCGAGCUAGAACGCGAGAAGAUGAGAGACCAAUACAAGUCUGUCGAUGCAGCCCGCGCCAAGCAAAAUGCGCCUCGAACAACCAAAGCCCCGACAGCUACAAGCAUGAGCGCCCAGGUUGUGCAAAGCAGAGACGGAUCGACCGCCUUGAUCUGGGAAUGA